Molecule: messenger RNA, 1977 nt
Organism: Alternaria triticimaculans
Lineage: Eukaryota; Fungi; Ascomycota; Dothideomycetes; Pleosporales; Pleosporaceae
Exons: 3
Coding region: 1-1977 (658 amino acids)
Source: RefSeq, a predicted model, not a curated record
AUGGCUUAUGAACCCGUUGGACCCCAGGCAAAAGGUCCACAUGUGUCGGUGGAGUAUGAUGGCGGCCUGAACACCCAAUACGAUUCCGGGGCGUACAAUACCGCCCCGCAUGUUCCCCAGGAUAGCGAUACGGAAUACAGUGUUGAUAAUACGAAGGGCGUAUCGCAGAAAUGGCCUUCGGAUUUACGGAAAGUUGGGAGGAUUACGCCAUUGAAAGCACUGGUCCUGGUUUUCGAUGUGAUUUUGGCUUCAUCGCCUAUCAUGUUUCUGGCUCUGGCCCUUAUCGCUGCCAGGUUGAACGGAAAAGAAGUGUCGGACUACGGUACCAAACUGGAACAAACACUUCUCCUUUCGCCGACAAUCUUCCCCCUAAUCUUCGCGGCCUUGAUGGGAAGGUUUUUCCGACAUGUUGGUCUCUUCCUUGCUCAACGAGGCACAACUCUCGGUCGUCUCGAACAGCUGAUUGGUUGCCAAUCUGUCUUCUCCGCACUCGAACGUCAAUUUUGUCUGAGAUCUUGGUCUAUGCUUGGACUUGCAUCCGUCUUGAUUUGGCUCCUUUCGCCAGUCGGUGGACAGUCUGCACUUCGUCUUAUUGACCAAGAGAUUGGAAACGUCCAGUUUACCAAACAAGUGCGCUACCUCCAUCCGACGACGUUUAUGGAUUCAUUAAUGGAGACUGCUAGUACCCUUAGCCGUAGCUCCUUCACUCCGAUCUUCCUCACAUCUAUACUCAGCAGCACCAGAUACCGUACUACACCCAUGGACCUAUGGGGAAAUGUCAAACUCCCGCUCUACCGUACUAUCGAGAACAGUACGUCUGACGAGUGGAAGUUUGUGCCUAACGGUACAGCCGACAACGUCACAUACGCUUCCCUAAUCGGUAUCCCGAUAGCCGGGCCUCCCUCGGUCGGCAUUAGCUCUUUCAACAUCGAAGCUCGCCAAUUUGACGUGACCUGUUCAAGCAACAAUGCAUCACGAGGAGAACCUAUAGAUUUUGUGUCAAAAUACACGUGGCAACUCCAAGUAGUUAACGAUACAGCGCCGCCGCCUUGUAAAAAGAACGAGACGUUCUGUGCGCCCCCGGUUUGUGCUAGUUACCCCUGCCCAAUCCGGAGUGAAUCUCUCGUCGAUUUGGAUACAGGAAAGUACUCAGUGGCGAAUUGUGGGCUGUCGUUCGAGAAAUACGAAGUCGGAGUACGCUGCAAUGGGACGGAGUGUGCCGCUUACAAGAUGAGGAAGAUGUACUUGUAUGACGAGGACUACCCAAUAGGCUACGAUAUUGCCCUAAGGAGGCAGUUCAUGGCUACCGCGCUCCUCGCCAUGACGAGCGCGGACAACUUCAAUAUGCCUGUUGCAUUUGCUCGAGGCGCGACGACUAUGGAGAAAUGGCUGCAGGACCCACUCGACUUCACCGGCGUAUUCUUUGGAAAUGCCGAACUCUACAAGCUGUCGCCGCAAGUCUUCGGCGACCGUCUGACUAUUCUGUACAACACAUUCUGGCAGUCCACAUACGCCAGCAGAGCGAUCGGCGGAAAUUUACCAGCAUCCGUGAUGGAAACCGGCGCUAUGAACUUCACCCAGGCACAACGUGCAGAUGCCAAUAUUACAUUCGUCGCGACCGAAGCCAAUGUAUCGCAGGAUACGACGCCAAUGUACAAAACAGAUUGGAGAUGGUUCGCAGCCUUAUUGGUUUGCUCAUUCAUACUGCUUGCCGCCGCGUACACCGGACUCGUACUCAAGUACAUCACGAUCGCACCGGAUAUCAUCGGCUAUGCGUCCUCGCUGACGCUUUUGAAUCCUUAUGUCCCAACGCCUACGGGAGGAACUACUUUGACUGGAUUGGCGAGAACAGCGUUGAUGCGCGAUUACCCUGUACGCAUAGGAGAUGUCUGCCCGAAUGAGGCCGUAGGCGCGAUAGCAUUUGCGAGGGCCGACAGGAACGUAGGAAAGCUGGACAGGAAACGAUUAUACAUAUGA